AUGCACCAGUACGACUACUGCACACCUUGGGCUCUACAUGCUAUCCAGUCCAUUGAGACUGAAAUAGACAACUUUCCACUCAUUUUGAAACCAAAUAUCUGGAAGACACAGAAGACACAGCAGCAACAGCAACAGCAGCAGCUGAAGCAGCAGCUGCAAUUGCAAAUACAACUACAACCACUGCAACAGCAACUUCCGCUGCUGCUGCUGCUGGUGCCACCACAGUUGCUCUUCAAAUCCUACAAGGGAACAGUAUUCACUGUUCCCUUGUAUUCCCGGUUCUUUGUGAUCAAGUCGUAUAAUGUGCUCGACAUCAAUGCGUCGUUUCAGCAUAGUAUCUGGACUUCCACAGAGUUGGGCAAUAGAAGAUUGGAUGCAGCAUACAAGAGCAACUUAGAGAAGAGUAUCUCCCCUUCCGGGAAGAUGCUCUCUCCUAUAUUCUUGUUUUUCCUGGUCAAUUCACUGGGCAAGUUCUGCGGCGUUUCUCAAAUGACUGGGCCUAUAGACUACACUCAGACUAGUGAUAUCUGGUGCGAGCACUCCAAGUGGAAAGGCGUGUUUCCAGUAGAGUGGCUCUUGAUUAAAGAUGUGCCGAACAAGUACUUUCAGCACCUAAAGGUGCCGAACAAUGAGUACAAGCCAGUGACUAACUCAAGAGAUACACAGGAAAUACCAUAUGAGGUAGGAGUCCAGAUGUUGAAAAUAAUGAGCUCUUUUAAAUAG
This is a messenger RNA of Lodderomyces oxycetoniae, 723 nucleotides long. RefSeq names its product mRNA-binding phosphate metabolism regulator. The transcript has a single exon. The record is from RefSeq and is a predicted model, not a curated record. Bases 1 to 723 code for a protein of 240 amino acids. Gene Ontology annotation, molecular function: N6-methyladenosine-containing RNA reader activity; mRNA binding. Gene Ontology annotation, cellular component: cytoplasm. Lineage: Eukaryota; Fungi; Ascomycota; Pichiomycetes; Serinales; Debaryomycetaceae. Gene Ontology annotation, biological process: mRNA destabilization.